Messenger RNA from Xenopus tropicalis (tropical clawed frog), 1143 nucleotides. It is a transcript of the gene atp5f1e, whose product is annotated as ATP synthase F1 subunit epsilon. Bases 381 to 536 code for a protein of 51 amino acids. Gene Ontology annotation, molecular function: proton-transporting ATP synthase activity, rotational mechanism. NCBI's taxonomy places the organism in Eukaryota, Metazoa, Chordata, Amphibia, Anura, Pipidae. Gene Ontology annotation, cellular component: mitochondrion; mitochondrial inner membrane; proton-transporting ATP synthase complex. The transcript is spliced from 3 exons. The record is from RefSeq and is a predicted model, not a curated record. Gene Ontology annotation, biological process: proton motive force-driven ATP synthesis.
GUAAUUACAUGAAGGAGGCUUAGGUCACUGUGUUCCCUCUCUCCUUGAGGUACAAAAUGUCCCGGCCGCCAUCUUGCUAUUAGGUUACUGUUCUGUUUAUUUGCUCGCAAUAAAGUUGUUACAAGCAAAAAAGAAAUGCGAAAGGGAGCGAAACCAUCGAGAUUCGACGAGGAUAGAACGCCUCCUCCUGUCCGCUCUUGUUAUUGGCCGCUGCCUUUCACCCUCCAGGGCUGCGUGUGAUUGGCUGAUAUUAUACAGCGCUUCUAGGUCAUUGGCCGCCGACAGAUAUAGGUCCCUCCCUUUCCUAUCGGCGCUUUCUGACCUUCUGUCAGUCGCUCUUCGGUCACUGGUUGAUUUGGAGAUUCGGUUCCUGCGGCAAAAUGGUGGCUUAUUGGAGACAGGCCGGGCUCAGUUACAUCAGGUACUCGCAGAUCUGCGCCAGGGCGGUGCGGGCGGCACUCAAGCCUCAGUUUAAAGUGGAAGCGGAGAAGGCGGCAUUGGCCAAUGUGAGGAUCGCUAAACCGAAGAAGGAAUAACUGCCGGCGAUUGGAUGAGGAAGCGGCCAAUGGAAUGCAUGUGACUCUUACCCAGCAGCUCGUUCCUCCUCUGGGCGAGAGAAGUGCAACCCCCCGCGGCGGCCGGGGAGACCCUCCUCCUGUGAUGCGGAAUCAUUAACUUAACGAGGCAACUGUUCUCUGUUCCUACAUUGAACUCCAUGAGUAAAUAAAUCAGGAUCAGAUUUGUUUCUAGUUUUGGGGAAAUGCCCUUUGUUUAUUUAUAGAGUCUGCACUCACACCGACACUCACACUCACACCGACACUCACACUCACACAGCGAGUUUGUAUCUGUUACUCUGGGUGGGAGCCCGGAACAUUCCUUCUCUGUAUCUUUGUGUUUAUUGAUCACAUGAUUGGGUUCCGGGCUCCUCCCUUAGUAAUGAGUCAACUUUUUCUUCUCACCCCAAAAAUGGAGGUGAAGUGUUUUUCUAACUAGGGGGACCCCUACUAUUCCGACUGCUGCUCAUUCCUGUAGUUAAAGCUUAGGAACAACCAAUCACUGGCUUCGUUGAUGAGAGAGAACUACUUGGCCUUGAAUUCUCUGCUUACAUUGGCUGCUUAUUAAACGGAAAAUAUUUGAAAUUGC